Molecule: messenger RNA, 870 nt
Organism: Neltuma alba
Lineage: Eukaryota; Viridiplantae; Streptophyta; Magnoliopsida; Fabales; Fabaceae
Exons: 1
Coding region: 1-870 (289 amino acids)
Source: RefSeq, a predicted model, not a curated record
AUGCCCAUAACUGAAAGUCAGAUUCAUCUCUUCCACAAGAUGGACCGCGAGGUCUUCUGUUGCCUGCUUCUGAAACUAUCUCUCGAACCUUCUCAAUGUCUUCUCAUAAUGUCCCUCUGGCUUUGGCUUGAAAACGCAGGGUACCCUAACGUUGUCCCUCAGCUCGUAGGGCUCUCUAAUCCUCUCCUCAACGCCAUGGCCAAAGAAGCUCAAGCUUGCCUCCAGUGUCUCGAAGACGAUAGCCCUCGCAUUCCUAGAGGCGGUGGCCUUCCUCUCACAUCCACACUCCUCGAAAAGGAAAUAACUCUACAGCUUUUUCACCUCAAAAGGUUCACCGCCAUCGCCGGAAUCAAAAGCGUCCUCAACAACGUCUCCGUCAGAAUCUUCUCUGAUAUAUUACACAACGUUCUGAGUAUUAAUAAUAUCAGUGGCGGCAGGUCCGGCAACGGGCCGUUGCCGAUUCCGGGUUUUCCACACCCGGUGUUCGGGAACGUGACGGUGCCGCCGUUGAUGCCGGAGGUGCCGGCGGAGUUGUGGUGGUCUGAUGACUUGGAGGACAACGUGUCGUGGAGCAGCAGGCCGUCGGACGACGUGAGGGACGAAGACAAGACGAUGUUUCUGACGUUUUCGAGGGGGUUUCCGGUGUCGGAGGCCGAGGUUUUGCAGCUUUUCACGACAAACUUCGGGGAAUCGAGCGUGCGGGUGAUAAACAUGGGAGAACCGGACGCUGCGAACGAGCAGCCGCUGUUCGCGACGAUGGUGCUCGAUAGUGUGGCCACGGUGGACGAAAUUCUGAUGGGCAAACGCAUCGCCAAGUUCAAGAUUAACGGCAAACAUAUCUGGGCUCGCAAGUACGAGAAUCGUGACUGA